UAUGUUCAUGCGGAGGAGUUCACUGAAAGCCCCACUAAUCCUUUCAGCUGCUCGUCCUCUGAAAGGUACAGAGGGUUGCAUUUCGGAGUUGGCUACAGCUAAAUUUUAAUGACAGGCAUUCUGUGGAUUUAUUUUUCCCCAUUUGUGAAGGUGGAAGCAAUUUUUUUUAUAUGGAUUCAUCUGCAUUUUGUUUUUGCAACUGCCCCGUUGAAAGGGAUUGUGUUAGUCUCGGCCAUUUGAAAAUGACAGAUACAGCAUGUGGAUAAGGACCGUGGCUGGAUAUCCUACGCUCUUGCUGUUGCUCUGUGGGAAAACAUAAGUUAUCUUGUAUUUUCAAGACUUAAAAAUGGGCUGCUCACCCUCCAAAGGUACCAAUUUGGGCAGCUUGGCUGCCAUGAGGAAGGGGAGAAUGUUGCCUCCUGUACCUCAAGAAACCAAACUAGAUGAAGACGGAGGGAAGAGUAAUGUCACUGGAUCUGCAAAGGGGGACUCAAAGGAAGACAAGGAAUCUCCACAUGUCCAGGUACCACAAAAAGAGGCCCAAAUGACACCACAAAAAAAGAAAUAUGUCACUGAAGAAGUGAGCACGGAGGCAAUGAACAUAGAUAAAGUGGAGAGUAUGGCAAAGGAAAAUGUCUCACUGCCACUGAGAAAGGAGAAAAAUAUUGACAAGCAGGAGUCGGCUGAUAAGAAUCUUGGCAGAAAACAAAAGAAAGCAGCCAAAGGUGUUAAAGGUACCAAAAGGAAAGACAAGGAAAAGAACAAGAUGUCUACAGAUCAAAAGGUGGACUUUCCAGAACCUUUAGUAAAGGCUCAUCAAGCUGCAUAUGCCUUUUUAAAUCCCAGCAUAAACAAAUAUGACUCUGUUCUUGCGCUUAUGGAACAAGCCACACAGACUCAGAUUUCUGUGCAGCCAAUGGUAGCCUUCAUGGCUUUACGCUAUGAGGAAGUAAUUCAGGGACUGGAAGAGAUGGUGGUCGAGGGGGAGAGGGUUUUGAAAGAAAAUGGGGAACAUCUUGCUUGGCCAAGUCAAAUGAAAAAUCUCUCAUCUUCAACUCGGAAGUCUGGCCCUGCUAGCACCGAAUCUCAACCAGAUUUGUUGCAGCAGCUGCUUCAGUACACCACCCAAAGGAUGAGGAAUGUGAGCCAGACUGUUGGUGGAAUUGGAGACUCUGCCUUGGAGGAGGCGGUGGACUACUUUGCGUCAGUGUCGGAGCUUUUAGAAGAGAAACUGAAGACCAAACGUGCAGUAGAAGCUAGAUUGAUGCGGCUCUUAACCAGAAUUGAAAUGGCUUCCUUGCGCAUGCCUGGAGCUGAGGAUUCAGCUCUUUUUAGUGAGGACAGUGGUAUUGGAGCUGAGAAUGAGUCCCUUAAUGGAUGUGACAAACGUCAUAGACCAGAGAGUUGUGGGUCCACUGGCACAAACAGAACUCCACUUAGCCCUACAGAAUACACCUCCAUGAACAUCAGUGGAGCAUCAAGAGAAAAAUAUAGGACUCAAAUAAGUCCAAGUGUUUCCCUCACCUCACUUAACUCACUUGAUUCUACAUGUACCAUAAUGCCUAAUGACCAAAGAGAUUCAUUGUUAGGAUCAGUCUCCUUAGAUGACGGUGAGGAUGACAAUAAUGAUGAAGAGGAAGGAGAGAAAGGUGUUGGGGUUGGAAAAGUAGCAUUCAGAUUGCGAUCUAAUUCUUCACCCUUGAGUUUUGAAGCCCCUCCGCUCCGCAUACCAACAAAACGCAUAGAAAAUCCUCAAAAUGUAGAAAUGACUCUAAAAAUGAAAAAUGCUAUAAGUGGUAGGAUACAGUUUGUUCAAAAGCAGAACACUUGUGCCACAGCAAAAGCAGCCGGUACUCUAAAGACCUCUAGACGGGAUUGGACAGAUGAGGAGGUGCAAUCUUCAAGGAGGCCUCAAACAGCAGCAGCUGUUCGGAGGAGUGAAAUAAAAAAGAACCCAGUUGCCAGAGGGCAACGUUCCCGGUCAGCGGAAUCCUUGCGGAGUAAAGGGGAAGAUCCAACUCUGUUUGAACUGGAAAGGACUCAGAAGGCUUUAAACCAAAGGUUACAAAGGAUGAGUGAAAGUAAGGUGGGAAGAAAUUCAAGGUCAGUUACUUUUAAACAAGUUCAAGGGAAUUCGCCAGCACAAUCUCCAGCAAAGAAUCAGAAAAGGCCUGCACAAGGCAGGAACUGUAAUAGCCAGCCACCUAAAGACCAAGCAACCCUCUCAAGGUGCAGCAAUAAAAAAGAAAAGCCACUCAAUAUUGAAGAUGACAAACAGGAAGGCAAAAUAACACCCAAGUGUCCUAUAAAAGCCACCCCUCCACCAAGCCCUCCUUUAUCACCACAACCGUCCUCUGGCUUUCACAGGGGAAGGAAUUCAGUCAAAAAACUGAUUGAUACCUUCAGCCAAGGUAUCGAGGUAAGAGAAGGUCCUAAAGUUCUUGGGCCUUUAAAAGGCGUAAGGCGGUGUGGUGUUCCCAUCUUACCUGGUUUGGGAAAUGUAGAAGCUGUUCUUAGCACGGGAGUGACAAGCUGUAGACCUGAGGAAAAAACAGAUUAUUUAGAUCUGGACAGUCUCCCUCCACCUCCUCUGGAAGUACUUAUGGACACUUCUUUUGAACGUGCCCAAAGUGGAUCAACUGCAACAGGAGAUGGGGCCACAAAAGUUGGGAAAUCACCUUUGCUGAAAAGGGCUGCUGUGUCCCAACGACUGAGGGCCUCAGUUCAGACUGUCACAGUUUUACCAAGCAAAGGAGGCUUACCACAGUCAUCAAAUAUUUCUACAGGCACAUCUGCUUUGUCAAAGGUCAGUCAACCCGAUGCUCAACCACAUUCGGAAAUGGAAACGGAUUCUUUACACCAGCAAGUUAGAAAGGUUUUACCCCUACGAAGAUCUUCAGACUCGAACUUAGAGAAAUCAUCGCUGAGUUGGGGAGCAACCUCCAAAGGUCACGGAGGAGCACCUGAUGCACAGCAUAAGGGCGACAUUUCAGUGCCUCAACCUAACAGUAGUGCAACUACAGUGCCUCCAUCCUCAGUUGCCUGUAGUCAACCACUUGCCACUCCACCUGUCUCCAGAGGACGAAUGUUGCCAUCUACCCCCUCUACUCCAAGCAGCUUGCAUAGAAGACUCCCCAGCCCCCUCGGUUCAAAAAAGGAAGCUACGACACCCUCAACAGAGAGCCCGACUGUUAACAGGAGAGCUUCCAUACCAUCAUCUCUUCAACGGAGACUCCCCAGCCCACCUGUUGGAAACCAGAACUCGAGCACCUCCUACUCUAUCAAAGCACCAUCUCCACCAGCCUCACCAAAGGUACAGAAGUUGUCAAGGGAGAACAGCACUGAAGAAUCAUCAAGUGCACGGAUGUUCAGCAAUGCUCGUUCGGUCUUCUGUCCAGUCUCUCCAUCUAUGUUUGAGGCACAGCCUUGCUCAGUUCCUCGACCUCCUCAUGCAUGGGCCUCCACCAGGGUUUCUGUUCUUUCAAGUUGUUGGGGAAGUCGAGGGCGGUUCCCUGUGUCUGCACAAGGACCGCGACCCUAUGUACGACGUAGCCAAUCAGACAGAAGGCCAAGUCUAAGUGUGACGCCCCGAUUCCAAGGGAUCUCAGUUGCUGAAACUUGUGGAAGUGAGCCAACAAUAUGUUCAAAGGGGCUAGAUGACGAUCCAGCAAGGCACCGUGAAUUAUGGGACAGCCAAUCCGACCUCAGAGCAACACCACGGUCUGCAUCUCACCCGGACCUGUGUGUUGUUGGACAGGCCUUACACAGGAGCUAAACAGGGCCAACACUAAGGCUGUGGGAUUAUAGAUUAGCAGGCUUUACAGUGGAUUUAAGCUUGGUUUGUUUAUUUCACUUGUAAGAGAAGAGGAGCUAAUUCCAACCACUAUGCCACGUAACCCAGCUCCAGAGAGUCUACACUUGCCUGGUUUCUCAUCAAAGUUGCGUUGCUGUUAACUGGCACUGCUGUGCUUCAUCCCGCAUGCUUCUGUUUUUUUUUAUGUUUACAGAAUACAAGACUUGUUUACUAGUUAGGGAAUAAUAUUAAAAAGAUAAGCAUGUGUCAUAUGUCUCACCAAAGUUACUCUUAGUUUCUAGUAGCUAGUUUAGACACUCAAUAUUGAGACAAAUGUGGUAUAUAAUGCUGUAGAACACAAAUGUAUCACAGACUAAAGUGAACUACAAUAAUUUGAAAAAUAGGAGUCAUCUUGAAAACUCCUAUAGUUUUUCAUGGUAUAUUUCUGAGAUGUUUUUUUUUUUUUUUUUGUAUAUGCUAUAAUUUGCUGUAAAACAAUGUGAAGCUGAUCUAAUUUUUGUAUUUUUUUCAGUCAGUCAUUUUUACUAUUUCUCUAUUAUUAAUGAUAAUAAUAAAAACAUAAAAAAUGCAA
This is a messenger RNA of Fundulus heteroclitus (mummichog), 4385 nucleotides long. RefSeq names its product photoreceptor cilium actin regulator 1 (gene pcare1). The coding region runs from base 347 to 3775 and encodes 1142 amino acids. Lineage: Eukaryota; Metazoa; Chordata; Actinopteri; Cyprinodontiformes; Fundulidae. The transcript is spliced from 2 exons. The record is from RefSeq and is a predicted model, not a curated record.